AUGGAGAUCAUGGGGAUGACGGGGUUGAUGGGGGGGGAUGAUGGAGUUGAUGGAGAUGAUGGAGAUGAUAGGGAUGAUGGGGAUGAUGGGGAUGAUGGGGAUGAUGAGGGUGAUGGGGAUGAUGGGGUUGAUGGGGAUGAUGAGGGUGAUGGGGAUGAUGGAGAUGAUGGAGAUGAUGGGGAUGAUUGGGGUGAUAUGGAUGUUGGGGGUGAUGGGGAUAAAGGGGAUUAUGGGGAUGAUGGAUAUGAUGGGGGUGAUGGGGAUGAUAGGGUUGAUUGGGUUGAUGGGGAUAAAGGGGGUUAUGGGGGUGAUGUGGAUGAUGGGGAUGAUGGGGAUGAUGGAGAUAAUGGAGAUGAUGGGUGUGAUGGGGAUGAAGGGGCUGAUGGAGAUGAUGGAGAUGAUGGGGAUGAUUGGGGUGAUGGGGGUGAAGGGGGUGAUGGAGAUGAUGGAGAUGAUGGGGGUGAUAGGGAUUAUGGGGAUGAUGGGGAUGAUGGAGAUGAUAGGGAUAAUGGGGAUGAUGGCGGUGAUGGGGAUGUUGGGGGUGAUGGGGAUAAAGGGGAUGAUGGGGAUGAUGGAUAUGAUGGGGAGGGUUAUGGGGGCGAUGUGGAUGAUGGGAAUGAUGGAGAUGAUGGGGGUGAUGGGGAUGAAGGGGCUCAUGGAGAUGAUGGAGUUGAUGGAGAUGAUAGAGAUGAUGGAGAUGAUGGGGAUGUUGGGGGUGAUGGGGAUAAAGGGGAUGAUGGGGAUGAUGGAUAUGAUGGGGGUGAUGGGAAAGAUAGGGAUGAUGGGGUUGAUGGUGAUAAAGAGGGUUAUGGGGGUGAUGUGGAUGAUGGGGAUGAUGGAGAUGAUGAGGAUUAUGGGGAUGAUGGAGAUCAUAGGGAUGAUGGGGGUGAUGGGAAUGAAGGGGGUGAAGGAGAUGAUGGAGAUGACGGGGUUGAUGGGGGUGAUGGGGAUGAUGGGGGUGAUGGAGAUGAUGGAGAUGAUAGAGAUGAUGGGGAUGAAGGGGGUAAUGAGGAUGAUGGAGAUGAUGGGGAUGACGGGGGUGAUGGGGAUGAUGGGUGUGUUGGGGAUGAUGGAGAUGAUGGAGAUGAUGUGGAUGAUGUGGAUGAUGGAGAUGAUAAAGAUGAUAAAGAUGAUGGGGAUGAUGGGUCUGAUGGAGUUGAUGGGGAUGAGGGGGAUGAUGUGGAUGUUGGAGAAGAUGUGGAUGAUUGGGGUGAUGGGGUUGAUUUGGAUGAUGGGGGUGAUGGAGAUGAUGAUGAUGGGGAUGAGGGGAAUGAUGUGGAUGAUGAGGAUGAUGGAUGUGAUGAGAUGAUGGAGAUUAUGGGGAUGAUGGGCAUGAAUGGGGAGAUGGGGAUGAUGUGGAUGAUGGAGAUUAUGGAGAUGAUGGGGAUGAUGGAGAUGAUGGAGAUGAUUGGGAUGAUGGGGGUGUAG
Molecule: messenger RNA, 1428 nt
Organism: Danaus chrysippus (African queen)
Lineage: Eukaryota; Metazoa; Arthropoda; Insecta; Lepidoptera; Nymphalidae
Source: the annotation of a GenBank genome assembly